Messenger RNA from Ostrea edulis (European flat oyster), 5859 nucleotides. RefSeq lists its product as uncharacterized. The transcript has 2 exons. Bases 1762 to 3102 code for a protein of 446 amino acids. NCBI's taxonomy places the organism in Eukaryota, Metazoa, Mollusca, Bivalvia, Ostreida, Ostreidae. The record is from RefSeq and is a predicted model, not a curated record. Gene Ontology annotation, biological process: DNA integration; DNA recombination. Gene Ontology annotation, molecular function: DNA binding.
GUAUCUUUCAAGUUAUGAUGUGCAUACGAAACAGAAAACUGAGAAGGGGGUUUAUUAUUACUAUGGAUUUAAAACCAGUAGGGCACCGCUUCGAGUUAAAUACCACGCAUGCGCAGAAGCCGGUGAUCCGAGUCGUUCUUUUCCCUAUAUAUUCUAUUAAGAGCGACCCUGGUCACCAGCGACCGCCACCACGGUUACACCGGUGAAAAUGACAUAUCGCCCCGUAGCGAACCAGGGAAAAUCUCAGAGGACAUUUUUUCGCUGGCUUGUUAUCUGCGCGACGGAGUUGGCGUAAAAAAAAGUUAUCGUUGGCCAGUUGUUGCGUCGGCUGCCAUAUGCGUCCUGUCCACGGUUUAACGAGAUGGUACAGUCAGUGAACCACUUGCUGAAAGAAAAGUUAUCGGACGUACAAGGGAUUGUGUUUUGGCCACACCGUGGAUUCUGGGAGUCCCUGUCAUACAUCGGCCCAGAUGGAGUACACCUGCUAUGUACUCAAGCCAAUGAUCAGCCCAUGAGGAAGUUUCUGCGGAGUAUACGCAACGCCAUAAUUAUUAACGCCAAAGAUCUCAGGCCAGUAUAAACACAUCAAAAAUUAAAUGCAAACUUGAGUUAUUUUAGGCCUUGCCUAUGUAGGCCAUGGGUGUUAUUGGUGUUUGAAACACUUUAAAAAAGCAUUCUUCAAUAUCUUCAAAGAAACAUUGGGUAUAAUGUUUAUUUACAUAAUUACAAAGAAGCAGUCGGUAUACUGUUUCAUUAUUAUUAGGAACAUUCAGUAUAAUGUUUACAUAUUACCAAGAAGCAUGCACUAUAAUGUUUCAUUAUUGCAAGGAAACAUUCAGUAUAAUGUUUUCAGAAUUAACAAGAAGCAUUCAGUAUAAGGUUUACAUAAUUACCAGGAAGCAUUCAGUAUAAUGUUUCAUUAUUGCAAGGAAACAUUCAGUAUAAUGUUUACAUAAUUACCAAGAUGCAUUCAGUAUAAUGUUUCAUUAUUGCAAGGAAACAUUCAGUAUAAUGUUUACUAAUUACCAAGAAGCAUUCAGUAUAAUGUUUACAUAAUUACCAGGAAGCAUUCAGUAUAAUGUUUCAUUAUUGCAAGGAAACAUUCAGUAUAAUGUUUACAUACUUACCCAGAAACAUUCAGUAUAAUGUUUACAUAAUUACCAGGAAGCAUUCAGUAUAAUGUGUCAUUAUUGCACGGAAACAUUUAGUGUGUGGUUGCAGAGUUAUAUAGAUAUAAACUAUAUAUCUGUCUAUAUUUUAAAGUAGCAGCAGGGCAGAGUGCAAGGCCUGUGCUAUAGAGAUACAUAAAAUGCAAUGUCUAUUACACUGAGAGGCAUUUUAGUAUGAUAUUCCAUUGUUAUCAAUUAAUAUGAGUAUGAUUUAAAAUUAGGAAAAGGUUAGCGGUAUGACGCUACUAUUACUACAUAUUUCCCUGACACCUACUUAUGGUACUAUAUUUAUAUUCUUUGAUAACUAAAAACAGCCUCCAGAUUUGGCAUUUAGUUUCUUUCUAUCAAGUUAUAUUAUCUAUAUAUUAUUGUGCCUAGAGGUGUUCUUUGGGCUAUUGAAUUUCAGUCAAAUUCAGUUAUCAUGAACAAUAGCCCUUGUUGCGAUGUACAAGUCCAUUUUAUUAUACAGGCGAACUGUUUAUAUCUAUGCUGGAUGUCAUGUGGUAUACUGUUUGGUGUUUACAGUAGUAUUAGUUUGCCAACUUUCUCACUCAUCAAGUUUGUUGGAAGUUGACAUGCCCCUUUUUCCUUGAUGCCCAGAUUUACUGUGGUUAAUUAUGUUUUAGCAAACAUGCCAAAGGGCAAAGCCACUUCGAGGAAGCGACCAGCUUCACCCCGGCCCGCUCCAAAGAAGUCCAGUCGUCACAGUGUAGCACCACACAACCCGUCUGUGGAACAAGAGCCUGCAGAGUUGACACCCACCAUAGACUAUGAAAAACUGGCGAGACACAUCGUCCAGGAGCAGGCACGGGCCCAAAAUGCAAACGUUCCCCCAGAACAGACGUCUCCCAAUUCACGACACCAAAUGGAUGGGACUUGCGAGGACAUACCCACCACUUCCAACCAAGCCAUUUCGAGUGACAAUGUCACCACCAUCCUUGACGCAGUAUUUCAGGGCAGCUCGGCAGCUAGCACCGUAUCUGGAGGAAUGUCAGAUACCCAUUCCACACUCUCUUCUGCACAUUUAGCACAUGGGGCACGGACACUUUUAUCUGCAUCCUUGGCAUUAUCAACUCAAUUAGCGUACCGGCGAUCAUGGCAACUCCUGCAUACAUUUCAAGGUCAGAGAGCUUUACCCUUGCGUGUGGUUGACAUAUGCAACUUUAUAGCCCACUUGCAUGCAUCCCAUUUCAGUGCAAGUACAAUUUCUUCCCAUAUUUCUGCCAUAGGCUAUGUACACAAGAUACUUGUAUUACCGGACCCUACACAGAUGUUUAUUGUGAAAAAGAUACUAAGGGGUUGUCACAGGUUGUCUCCCACAGUGGAUUCACGCCUGCCAAUUACCAGAGAUAUCUUGCUUCAGAUUAUCAAGGCUAUACCCCACACCAUUUCUGUUUUGGAUUAUCGUAUCAUGUUAGAAGCCCUUUUCUCUAUUUGUUUUCAUGCUUUCCUUAGACUUGGUGAGGUCACAGUAAAACAAGGCAUUACAUCAGAUAAAGUCAUUCACCUUCAAGAUGUAGAGUUUCAAUACAAUGGCUCAACUCCCUCUAGAGUGGAAUUAGUAUUGCGCUAUUUCAAAACCCAAAAAAUGAAUAAGCCUGUCACAAUUUGUGUAGAGGGCUCCCCCACACUGGACCAUUGCCCAGUCAAAACAUUACACCGUUAUCUGUCGCAUUCAGGUCAUACAUCUGGUCCACUUUUUCAAUAUAGAGAUGGUUCUCCGAUUACGUACAAUUAUGUUUCCAAAGAACUUUCAAACAUCAUUAAGUAUGUGGGUCUCAAUCCUGCACUAUACAAAGGUCACAGUUUUCGCAUUGGGACAGCAACAUAUGCAGCACAAAAAGGGUACUCGGAGAAUUAUAUCCAACAAUUAGGUCGCUGGAACUCUAAUGCCUUGAAACGCUAUAUUCGCAUACCUACACUUUCUCUUUGAUCACUUCACCUCUCCUGAAUCAGCUCAUUCGUUGGUGAAGUUCAAAUAUUUUAUGCAGGUCAGUGUUUAACUGCUGCAUCAAGUUGUUGGCUUAUUUCACUCAUUGGCUGUACCCGGUAUCUUUCUAUACAGGCCCAUUUUUCACCAUAUAUAACUUUUACCAAAAAUGCCAGUGUCCUACUUCCCAAAAAAUGGGGUUUACCAUACACGUCAGUGUUUAAGUGUCGCAAUUAUGAGGUCAUUAUGCAGGGCAGUGUUUAACCGCUGCAACAACGGGGGUUACCAUGCAGGUCAGUGUUUAACUGCUGCAACAAUGGGGUCACCAUGCAGGUCAGUGUUUAACUGCUGCAACAAUGGGGUCACCAUGCAGGUCAGUGUUUAACUGCUGCAACAACGGGGUUACCAUGCAGGUCAGUGUUUAACUGCUGCAACAAUGGGGUCACCAUGCAGGUCAGUGUUUAACUGCUGCAACAAUGGGGUCACCAUGCAGGUCAGUGUUUAACUGCUGCAACAACGGGGUUACCAUGCAGGUCAGUGUUUAUCUGCUGCAACAACGGGGUUACCAUGCAGGUCAGUGUUUAACUGCUGUGGAAAAAAACCCAAUCCAUUUCCCUUCCCACUUUAAAGUACCUGUUUUAGGCAUAUUUGCGUGCUGACUCACCAACAGGGUCCAACCGAAAUAUUCAUUAAUUACCUCCGUUAUGGUUGAAUUGUAGUUAGGUUUUUCACAACGUCUUAUGUAUAUAAAUGUUUGAAUUUGUUACACAAUUUACAAGACAGCUCACCUUGGAUGGCUCUGAAUAUGAUUUGUUAAGGGCUGUUCCAUUAAAACAUAUGAGGUACCCGGGGACGGCAAUUAAAAAAAAUCUAUGGGUGCUUGUCAUUGGUACAAAAUUGCAUAUAUGGUGGGUACCUACUGCCUGAAAACUGCAUCUGUGGGUGGUUGUUUUGAUAAAAUCUUUAUUUUUUACCGAAACUGAGAGGAAUGCAACAAGAGAAGGGAAGGGUUGAAAGUAGAAUGUGAAACAAACGCUGUUUUCUGUCUUCAUUUUAUCUCGGUCAAUGAGGUUCCGCGAUCCGGUUAUCGUUUCCAGUUUGACUCUAAAAUUAUAGCGACCGGAAAUUAGGAUUAUCUCCCUUGUCCAAAAUGGAAAACGAAACGUGCGCGUGCUCGUGGUCCAUUGAAACGGUUUUUGACUUUUUCUAGCUGCAAUAAUGUAGCCCUAUCCAAUUUUUUUUUAUUCUGACGUUUUCGGGAUGAGGCUACAAUUCCAUAGGAUCUCCGUAAUGGUGCAAAAUAAUUUUAUGAAUAACCGAUAAUAAACUCUGCACUGUGCAGUGUUUAGUCCCAAAUGUUGUUUACACCAAAAGGAGUAGAAUCUACCAACUUUGUGCUCGGGCAUGUCUAAUAAAGGUGUUUUUCAUUAAAUAUAUUGUAUAGCAUGCAAAAUUCUUCGUCUGCUCCGCCAUGCUUGUUAUCGCGAAAUCUCGUAGGUGGAUCUAAUGAAAAAGCUAAACAUUGACAAUCGGCGCGAAAAUGUAGUUACUUGAGCCACUUCGACAAAGAAAGGAAAAAUCAUAUUGUUGCAGAAAGAAUUUACACUCUGUUGUUCGGUUUUUAACUUUAUAUUAAAUUCAAACCUUUUCAAUACCGACGAAAUAGCUUUCGCCUCCAUACUUGUCCAUUAAUGUAAAUACUACUUUAUAUGACAUAUGCAAAUGACUUGACAAUCGGAAGUUGAAACUUCAGUACAUCAAGCAUGGCGCACAAAUAUGAAUCGAGAAAUUGGAAUUUAUCGAAAUUGUUGAAAACGGUAGAAUAGAGCCUCACAAAUCUUAAGUUGCAGGUUGUAAAUUUAUAUAUUGACUAAGAAACAGAAUAUCAUUUUAUUUAUGUAAAGAGACCCAUUUUCUUGUUUUUUAAUACUCAAAAUACUAGUCAAUUUUAAAACUUUUAAUAGUUGUUUUUGAACAUUUACAAUACUAGACUUUUUAUGAACAGGUAGACUUAUAAAAUUAAUUUAGUUCAUCAUGUUUAAGAAAGACAUGCAGUCUUGAUAAAAUAAAUUGAUGGUUCUAUGAUCAAGCUUCAUUGAUGGCCAGUUAUUUGAAUGGUGAUGACACCCAAGAUACUCUUCUCUUUACUAUCAUGCUUGGGAACAUCUGAAAAUAGACCUCUAUUCAGGGGUUAUAAAUAGUCAUUCAUACAUAUUGAAUUUAAAGAAAAAGUGUAUUUCAAAUUUAUUUCACUUCUAUGGGUGGUGCCGCACUAUUUAAAAUUGCUUCUGUGAGUGGUCCCUCAUUACAUUUUUAUGCUUCUAUGGGUGGUUACCCAAAUUUUAAAGUGCCUUCCCCGGGUACCUCAUAUAUUUUAAUGGAACAGCCCUAAUCAUAUCUUUGGCCCUUUUUGUUCGCCAUCUUUUUGCUUGUUGUACACUUUGGAACAAGUUUCCAAGGUCUGUAUUUUAACUAGUCAUUGUUUGUUAUUUGUGAUAAUCAUGUAUGGGGAAAAUCAGGACAGAUGUGUUGAAAUCCUAUGUAAUUACAUUGUAUGUAUCUACUGAUUUUCCCCUGUUUGAACUGGUCAGUACCAUAUUUAUUUGUGAAAUUAUCUAUAUGGGGGAAAUCAGAAAUGAUGGGUUGAUAUAUUGUGCAAGAUUAUGACAGUGUUCGUGGAUCGCUGAUUUCCCCCCUUCUUUGUAUGAACCUUUAUCUUCGUCAUUUGUUGUCUAAAAUAAAUGACAUAUUUCAUUCUCA